CCGUAUGAUAAUCGGGGCUGUCCACUAACUUUAGCUCGUAGUUCGGCCAUGGAUCUGUAGUUAUUCGCGCUUAUUUUUCCAUUAACUGUAAUACUCCGGAUACCAAACUGGCGUCCUCACAUCUCCAACUAACACGCGCCAAUGAUCUCAUAGACCAGAUCAAGCUCAAAGUGUUUCCUGCGUGGCGUGGAGCUGAAGGAGGUCAUGGUUGGGGCUGGCCUCAGUGUGUGAGGUGGGAGUCUGGGGAAGGGAGCCUGUCCCGGAGCCUUGAGUGUACGCUGUGGUGCGUCCUGUGUCUGGGAGGAAGAGAGAGACUCAGACAGGCCUUUCAGAAAGGGAAGGGUGCGUUCUGGCUGCCUGUAGACAUGCUGAGUGUCAGACUUCCACAGCUCUUUGACUUCCACCAGGUGCCAAAGGUGUUUCGGGAGGAGAGCAUAAUGUCUGGGUACCGCCAUCCCAGAAGCUCAGCCCUGGACUGCAUUCUCAGCAGUUUCAGGAUGACCAAUGAGACGGUUAAUAUCUGGACCCACUUCCUGCCAACCUGGUACUUCCUUUGGCGAUUCAGUGUGCUGUGCUUCACCCUUGACUUCCUGUCUGAAAGCUACACCUGGCCACUGCUGGUCUAUAUGCUUCUCAUCUGCCUUUACCCCUUCACCUCCAGCUGUGCCCACACCUUCAGCACCAUGUCACCUGAGGCUCGCCACAUCUGCUACUUCUUCGACUACGGAGCUCUCAGCCUGUACAGUCUCGGCUGCGCCAUCGCGUAUGGAUCUUACGUGAUGCCCGACUGCUGGGUAAACAGUUGGCUUCACCAGUGUUUUGUGCCGAUCGCCGUUGGCAACACACUCUUUUGUACCAGCAUGUCCUGUUACUCCAGGUUUAUAGAGCUGCAGUUUCCACACAGAAGUAAAAUCAUGCGUACAGCUGCAUUUGUUGUUCCCUUCCUGUUUGAUAGCUUCCCUCUGUUCUACCGAAUGCUGUUGUGCUGUUGGGGGAGCUGUAGCCCCAGUGAAGCGCUGGCCAGCCACUCGGAUCAUCUGCUCUUUGCGUUUCUCACAUGUUUUCUGUUUGCUUCUCAUCUCCCUGAGAGACUGGCUCCUGGCCGCUUUGACUACAUCGGUCACAGUCACCAGCUCUUUCACAUAUGUGCGGUGGUGGGCACCCACUUCCAGUUGGAGGCAGUGUUAGCGGACAUGACAUCUCGCAAAGGGUGGCUAAUGUCCCACUCAACUUUACCUUCCUUUUUGGGUACAUUGGGAGCACUAACUCUGGGUGUCCUGCUCAACAUGGCUGUCAUCGGCAUCUUUAGCGCCAGUUUACUGCAAACACCCUGCCAAAGCACUUCAGCCCCUAGUGCUGCCCACUCACAACAGGCACUUCUUGUGAGGAAGGAGGAGUAACUUUCAACCGAGCAACCACUGAGAGAUCCACACUUCUGCUCACUGUAAACCAGCACCUUUAGCGAAGUGCACACUACAAGACUAAAGGGCACACAUUGCGAUCUAAACUUGUCACAGACUUGUCGACAACUAAAAACAUUGAUGCAGUGUGCUUUAGUGUUGUGGUGUGCACUUGGCUUUUCUGGAAGACUUUAUUUCUAGAUUUUUAUAGCAAACAUAUACAGUCAUCUUCACUGAUAUAUAAGCUAUAUAUUUGUGUUGCUUGCUUUUGUACUAAAAUGUUGAACUAAAUUGUUUAUAUUAUUUGAGAUAAUUUAUCGUAGGUAGGUUGAUUUUAUAGUUACGGUUUAUUAUUUACGCCGAUAACCCUGACAUUAAUCAAGACCUUUCUGGUAUAUAGAUUUGUUUUUUAUUUUACCGAUAUAUGAAAGGUUGAGGGGUGAAUGACGCGAAUAUUAAAUGCUAUGGCUUAUAUUUUAACAUAAUAGUCUUGAAGGGCUUUUUUUAUUAUGAAAGUCAAAUAUCACUACUUAUAAAUGUUAUCAUAACAUUAACUGGAAAAUUAUUAAAUAGCAUUAAUCAGGGAUGUUAUAUUUGCAUUAAUAUCGUCAUUAACGUCAUUAAUGUAAUGAAUUGUAUUACUUUGCUCUUUAAAGGGAUAGUUCACCCAAAAAUAAAAAUUCUAUCAUCAUUUACUCACCCUUUUGCCAUCCCAGAUGUGUAUGACUUUCUUCUGCU
Molecule: messenger RNA, 2138 nt
Organism: Myxocyprinus asiaticus (Chinese sucker)
Lineage: Eukaryota; Metazoa; Chordata; Actinopteri; Cypriniformes; Catostomidae
Gene: paqr6
Product: progestin and adipoQ receptor family member VI
Exons: 8
Coding region: 366-1400 (344 amino acids)
Cellular component (GO): membrane
Molecular function (GO): signaling receptor activity
Source: RefSeq, a predicted model, not a curated record